This is a messenger RNA of Symbiodinium necroappetens, 227 nucleotides long. The record is from the annotation of a GenBank genome assembly. NCBI's taxonomy places the organism in Eukaryota, Dinophyceae, Suessiales, Symbiodiniaceae.
AUGAACUUCUCGCCGACUGUCCAGACGACCGGCCAGGAGCGAGAGACCAAGGGUGGCUUCGUCUAUGCGGGCAAUGGCAAGGGCACCCACAUGUGGCGGCUCAAGCAGGAGCGGCCGGACCUCUUCGCCGAGAAAGACCUACCUGAGGAAGAGCAGAUCCCGAGCGGCUUUGCCACCUGCAGCACUGCAGGGUGGCUAUACAACAAGGACAAGGAUAUCUACUUCGA